This is a messenger RNA of Anolis sagrei ordinatus, 2632 nucleotides long. Its product is annotated as zinc finger and SCAN domain-containing protein 31-like. The record is from RefSeq and is a predicted model, not a curated record. Gene Ontology annotation, biological process: regulation of transcription by RNA polymerase II. Gene Ontology annotation, molecular function: DNA-binding transcription factor activity, RNA polymerase II-specific; RNA polymerase II cis-regulatory region sequence-specific DNA binding. NCBI's taxonomy places the organism in Eukaryota, Metazoa, Chordata, Lepidosauria, Squamata, Anolidae.
GAUGGGUGAGAGGAGGAUCAGACCAAGAAGCUUGUUUUCCUGGGAGGAGUUUGUAGUUUCCCUGCAGCAAAAGAGAAAAGGAGGAAGCCCAAGAGGAAGAGGAGGUUGGUCUCCUGCAAAAGAGGAGGGAUUUCAGUGCAAGAUACUGGUGGAAUCAAGGACUGGCUAGAUCGAAGAUGGAGGAAAGAUCGUGGCCGCCCAGAAGAGCUCCUCCCGUCCACCAGGCUAUAACUGUUGGGGAUGACCUGCAGAGAGUCCUUGUCACCCCGAUUAAACAUGAACCAGAGGAAGGACAACUUCAACAUUGGGAAACGCAGUGGCAAUCAUUCCUGAAGAUGGCGGAGGCCCCACAUUUGCCUGACGAGCCUCCGCCAUGGAAUGAUGCUCAGUCCUUCCUGGCCUCCUUCGAGGAAGUGGCCACAGCUUGUCAGUGGCCUAAGGAUGUGUGGGUGACCCGACUCUUGCCGGCCCUCCAAGGUGAGGCCAAGAAGACCUUUGUCAGGCUGGGGGUGCAAGACAGAGAGGAUUAUGGGAAAGUGAAGGCAGCCAUCUUGCAAGGAGAUGCCCUGCGAAGGGAGAAGAGCCGCCAAUGCUUCCGGCAUUUCUGCUACCAGGAGGCCGAGGGGCCAAGAGGGGCUUAUGGACAUCUCCAGGAGCUUUGCCACCGGUGGCUGAAAGUGGAGAAGCACACAAAGGAGCAGAUCCUGGAAGACCUGAUCCUGGAGCAAUUCUUGACCGUCCUCCCACUGGAGAUCCAGAGCUGGGUGAAGGAACAGGGGCCGGGGAGCUGCACCCAAGCGGUGGCCCUGGCAGAGGAGUUCCUGCUCAGGCAACAGGAGGCCAAGAGCGGGGAGCAGCAGACGUUGACGGAGUUUGUGGAGCCAACUGUGAGUUCUGUUAAGGAAGAACCAUCUCUGUCGGACUUUGGGGAAACGCAGCUGCAAAAGGAGGCUGAGACCGUACAUAACCUGGAGGCCGGUUUACAGGGUAGCAUGCCGGUGAGUGAGAGUGGGGAGAAGAUUCCCAAUCAUCCCAAACUCAGCAAGCAUCGAGAGGAACUCCGGGGAUCUUCUGAGCUGAGAAAAAGUCCAGAGAAAGGUUUAGCUUGUUCCAAAUUUCUGAAGCCAAAUGAAGAACCUCAAAGGAGAACUGCAGAAAGCAUUCUUCAGUUGGAUACAAAAGGCAAAACAUUUUGGGAGCCCCACAGUUCAAAGAGGCAACAAAGGAACCCUCCAAGGAAUGGGACAAGGGCUUCCAUUCCCAGGGUGGAAAACAAGACCAUCAACGAACACUUAUUUGGAAAUGCUCGACUUCCAGGAAACUUUGGGGAAAACAGUGGACAUUUCAGAUGUGAAGCUGUGCACAAUGGGGAGGAAACAUUCCAAGAUACUGUGUGUGGUACAAACAUCGGUCUCCGUCACGACCCACUUACAAAACAUCAGCGAAUACACGUGUUGGAAAAACCACACCAAUGUGGGAAAGCCGGCUGCCAGGCUUUCCGUGGGGGGACCUGUGCCGAAAAGAAACCCUUCCAGUGCUCGGGCUGCGGGAAGUGCUUCAGCCGGAACUCGCUGCUCCUGAAGCACGAGCGGACUCACAAGGGAGGGAAGCCCCACGUGUGCCCCACUUGCGGGAAGAGCUUCGUCUACAGCUGGAACCUGAUGAAGCACAAAAAGAAGCACACAGGCGAAAAGCCCCACCAGUGUUUGGCCUGUGGGAAGACCUUCUUCGAGCGGUCGGACCUUCUCAGGCACGAGAGGACUCACACGGGGGAGAAACCGCACCGCUGUGCUCACUGUUGUCGGCACUUUAGUCAGAAGUGGCUCCUUAUUAAACAUGAACGAAUUCAUACAGCAUAGAGCAGUGGUUCUCGAGCUGUGGAUCCCCAGAUGUUUUGGCCUAUAAGAAAUCCCAGCCAAUUUCCAGCUGUUAGGAUUUGUGGGAGUUGAAGGCCAAAACAUCUGGGGACGCACAGGUUGAGAAACACUGGCAUAGAGUAUUGUCGAAGGCUUUCAUGGCUGGAAUCACUGGGUUGUUGUGAGUUUUCCGGGCUGUAGUGUCAUGCUCCAAAAGCAUUCUCUCCAUACGUUUCAUCUGCAUCUGUGGCAGGUGCAAUGGGUUAAACCCUUGUACUGCCAGGACUGAAGACCAACAGGUAUCAGGUUCAAAUCCAGGGAGAGUGUGGAUGAGCUUCUUCUGUCAGCUCCAGCUCCUAAUUGCGGGGACAUGAGAGAAAGCUCCCACAAGGAUGGUCAAACAUCAGAAACAUCCGGGUGUCCCCUAGGCAAUGUCCUUGCAGACUGCCAAUCCUCCCACACCAGAAGUGACUUGUAGUUUCUCAAGUCACUCCUGACACACACAAAAAGAAGCCUCUGCAGAAGACAGUGUAAAGGCAAACAAAUUUUGGCAAGAAAACAAAAUUAUGGUAAAACAUCAAAACAUCCGGCUGUCCCCUGGGAAUUGGCUGAGCAUGCCAGAAGCCAGGGUUCUGAUUGGCUGCUGCCUCUGGCUAGGUGCUGAGACCAACGGUUCUAACUGCCAUUUCUCACUUUGGACAGUGAAGAGAUAGUGCUGGCCUUACAGAUGGCCAAAUCUCUCAUACCAGAAGCGACUUGCAGUUUCUCAAGUUGCU